Argentina anserina (silverweed cinquefoil) is the source of this 513-nucleotide messenger RNA. RefSeq names its product ketol-acid reductoisomerase, chloroplastic-like. Lineage: Eukaryota; Viridiplantae; Streptophyta; Magnoliopsida; Rosales; Rosaceae. The record is from RefSeq and is a predicted model, not a curated record. Gene Ontology annotation, biological process: L-valine biosynthetic process. The transcript is spliced from 2 exons. Gene Ontology annotation, cellular component: chloroplast; mitochondrion. The coding region runs from base 1 to 513 and encodes 170 amino acids. Gene Ontology annotation, molecular function: ketol-acid reductoisomerase activity.
AUGCGGCGGUGGAGCUUUGCAGCGGUGCCGGAUCCCUUCAAGGGUAUUAAGCAGAUCGAUGUUUUCGGUUGGGGUUCUCAGGGACCUGCUCAAGCUCAGAACUUGAGAGAUUCUCUAGCUGAAGCAAAGUCUGAUAUUGUGGUCAAGAUUGGGCUAGGAAGGGGUCCCGUUCUUUUGAUGAAGCUCGCGCAGCUGGCAGAUAAUUAUGAGAAAAUAUUCUCACACAUGAAACCAAACAGCAUACUAGGUCUUUCCCACGGUUUCCUUCUGGGGCAUUUGCAGUCAGUAGGACUUGACUUUCCUAAGAAUAUCAGUGUAAUUGUUGUUUGCCCGAAGGGAAUGGGCCCAUCAGUAAGGAGACUUUAUGUUCAAGGCAAAGAGAUAAAUGUGGAGGUUAGACAGGUGAGUAUAAAAUCAGCUAAUUUUUCAUGGGAAGAGCAUUUGCUGAAGUCCACACUGAGAAAUAUAAAUGUGGAGGUUAGACCAGGUGAAAAGGUUGCUAUAUGUGGAUAA